AUGAAGGGAGCUAUUUUCGCCGCCGCCUUGGUCGGCUCUGCCAUGGCCGAUGGCGUUCACCGUCGCCAUGAUGCUUUCCACCAGCGUCGCGAGGCUGCUGUCAGCGCCUGGUCCUCUGCCCCUGCUGAGGCCGAGCAGACCUGUGGUUGCACCACCAAGGUUAUCACCGUCUACGGCUCCGCUACCCUGGUCGACGAGUCUGUUGUUCCCGCUACAUCGACCUCUGUUCCCGUCGAGGCUGUUCCCGCUACUUCCUCGGUCCCUGCUGAGACUGUUGCUAUUCCCUCUUCCUCCUCUACUCCCAUCGCUAUCCCCGAGACCAGCACUCACACCAGCACUGUGCAAUCCACCAGCACCAGCACUUUGACCGUCACCGUCUCUGGUGUUGGCGCAGAGUCUGCUUCGUCCUCGGUGCCAGCUGUUAGCACCUUCGCUACCUCCAGCGUCGCUAGCACCCCUGCCGUUGUGCUGCCCACUCCCGGUGUGAGCACCUUCUCCACCACUGGUGUCUACACCAUCCCGGCCACCACCAUCACCGUCUGGGACACCACCACCGUCUGCGGUGCCACCUCCACUGAGGUCCCCAGCGGUACCGUCACCUACGGUGGUGUUACCACCAUUGUCGAGACUGCCACUACAGUCACCUGCCCCUAUGCCACCGUCAAGCCCUCCGGCAGCACCGUGACCAGCGUGAUUGAGACCACCACCUACAUCUGCCCCUCGGCUGGUACCUACACCAUUGUGCCCCCUACCACCACCUCUGUGCCUACCAGCACCGUUCUGGUCUACCCUACCCCCCAGACCAUUGUCCCCGGUACCUACACUCAGGAUGAGACCACCGUCACCGUGACCCGCACUGAUUACACCUACAUCUGCCCUGCUGCCACCAACACCCUGGCCUCGACCACCGCCGCCGUUGUGCCUACCACUGCCGCUGCCGCUACCACUGCCGUCCCCGUCGUCAGCACCAGCACUGUCGCUCCUGUUGUUCCCGUCAGCACCAGCACUGCUUCCGUUGUCAGCUCCUCCAGCUCCACCUCCAGCUCUGCCUCCUCCUCCUCCACCGCCAAGGCCACUGGUGUCCCCACCGUCCUCGGUGAGGGCCAGUACGGUAUGACUUACUCCCCCUACACCGCCGCUGGUGACUGCAAGACCAAGGCCGCCGUUCUCUCCGACCUCACCACCAUCAAGAGCAAGGGCUUCAACCUGGUCCGUGUCUACUCCACUGACUGCAGCGGUCUGGAGUACAUCGGCGAGGCCUGCAAGUCCCUCGGCAUCAACAUCAUCAUGGGUGUCUACAUUGACGGCUCCGGUGUCUCCGCCGCCAAGGAGCAGGUCACCGAGAUCAUCGCCUGGGCCGAGUGGUCCAUGGUCGAGCUGAUCGUUGUCGGUAACGAGGCCAUCCAGUCCGGAUACGUCGACGCUGCCACCCUGGCCUCCUUCAUCGAGUCCUCCGCCGCUAGCUUCAAGGCCGCCGGCUACACCGGUCUGGUCACCACCACCGAGCCCAUCAACGUCUGGCAGCAGUACGGCUCUGCCACUCUCUGCAGCGCCGUCGACAUCGUCGGUGCCAACAUCCACCCCUUCUUCAACGCCGAUGUCACCGCCGCCCAGGCCGGUGAGUUCACCAAGAGCGAGUUCGAGGAGCUCGAGGAGAUCUGCGGUGGAAAGGACGUCAUCAACCUCGAGACCGGCUGGCCCAACGCCGGUGACUCCAACGGCGCCGCCGUCCCCGGUGUCUCUGAGCAGGCCACUGCCAUCAAGUCCAUCGCCGCCAGCGUCGGCUCCAAGUCCAUCUUCUUCUCCUUCUCUGACGACACCUGGAAGAGCCCCGGCGAGUUCAACGUUGAGCAGCACUGGGGUUGCUCUUCCGUCUUCUAA
This is a messenger RNA of Penicillium roqueforti, 1881 nucleotides long. RefSeq names its product putative cell wall glucanase (Scw11) (gene btgE). Gene Ontology annotation, cellular component: cell surface; fungal-type cell wall; extracellular region. The record is from RefSeq and is a predicted model, not a curated record. Lineage: Eukaryota; Fungi; Ascomycota; Eurotiomycetes; Eurotiales; Aspergillaceae. Gene Ontology annotation, biological process: cell wall organization. Bases 1 to 1881 code for a protein of 626 amino acids. The transcript has a single exon. Gene Ontology annotation, molecular function: 1,3-beta-glucanosyltransferase activity; glucan endo-1,3-beta-D-glucosidase activity.